Messenger RNA from Actinia tenebrosa (Australian red waratah sea anemone), 6658 nucleotides. RefSeq lists its product as uncharacterized. Lineage: Eukaryota; Metazoa; Cnidaria; Anthozoa; Actiniaria; Actiniidae. Gene Ontology annotation, molecular function: ATP binding; transmembrane receptor protein tyrosine kinase activity; chitin binding. Gene Ontology annotation, biological process: cell surface receptor protein tyrosine kinase signaling pathway; positive regulation of kinase activity; protein phosphorylation. Gene Ontology annotation, cellular component: signaling receptor complex; plasma membrane; extracellular region. The record is from RefSeq and is a predicted model, not a curated record.
CUGGUAUGUACGUGUCAAAGCACAACCAAUCAGUGACCAAAAACAACAACACUUGGACAAACGUACUCCAGAUACGACACAUCACCAAGGACGACGAUGGCAAAUACGAGUGUCGUGUUCUAAACAGAGGAAACGAUUUUAGGAGUGGGUUCUGGCCUGCAUUUGCAGUAGUAUUCGUUUCAGAUUCUUCAUGUGUGACAUUGAACGGAUCGUUUCCCGACCCAGCGGAUAAAGCAGGUUAUAUAAAAUGCACGAAUGGCAAGGCGGCAAGAAAGGAAUGCCCUCAAAACACGACAUGGAACGAUGACAAAAAGAUAUGCGAGAAACCAGUAUUUAGACUUGAUUGGAUACACCGUCCGGUAGUUUUACCCUUCAUGGACAAGAAAGUAGGCACGUCACUCACCGUGGACUGUAGAUUGUCAGACCCGACUGUAGAGGUUUCUUUGUACCAGAAAGAUACCUAUUCCAGGCGACGAUACCCCGAUGGCUGUAAGGUGACUUACUCGCGUCAGGUCUUCACUGUUCACGCCUUGGUAAUCCUGGAUGUUGGAUCGUAUUAUUGUAGAGCAGAGAAUGUCACUGAAAAGGAGGAGGUCUUUCUUAAGGUUGAUCCAGGUCCAUCGAUCUGGUAUGGUCAAGGGGACAUUAAUUUCAUCACAGCUCUAGGAAGCUCAAUCGAUUUUGAAUGCAAAGCUUCCAUCAUGCCCGAGUCCAACACGUUCCUUGAGCUGAGCACAUCGUACAGAAUCACCACGCUGGUCCCCGAUGGCAAGAAGGUCAUCAAACGAGGAAACACGUUUAAAAUCCGUGGGGUUGAUCGCGACCAGGCUGGAAACGUGUACUGUAAAACCACGUCAUCGUGUGGUGGACAGGCCGAGGGAUACAAGAUUGGAAGGUUGAUUCCUGUUAGGCAACCUAAAGGUAUGACACCAAAUCCCAGCAUAAAACCAACCAAACAGGCACUUGAUCUUGGACAAAAUAAGUCUAUUAUAUUCAAUUGUUCCGUUGGUAAUACCAAGGCAGCGUCUUUCUCCUGGUUUCUGGACGACGAGCAAAUAAGUGACGAGCAUGUUUAUGUCUCAAGCAACAAAACAUACAGUUAUCUUACCGUAAGCGACAAAACCCUUACAAGAGCAAUUCAAGGUGGUGCUGUUAUGGAUGUGGAGUGUCGAGUAACCAGCAAUGGUGCAGGCUAUUGGUUCGCUACUGCUGAACUAGUGAUUGGACUUGAUAGUAUAAUAACAAGACCUUUACAACAAACGUUUGUUCAUCUGUAUGGUUCAGCAUCAUUUUCCUGUUCUCCUCGAACCACGACUAUUUAUCAAAAUAACACUAAGAGUAAGACACUUACCCCUCGAUCUCUUGAUGGAGCCAAGAUUAUUAUGCGGAGAAGCAACACCCUUGAGAUUCAGUUGUUUGAUUUUGAUGAUGUUGGUUUGUACUAUUGUAGUCUGGAAGACGCCGUUCCUGUUGCACACUUUGUGCUUUCAGGUACUGACCAACCUAUUGUAGUUGGUUGGGUGAAGAUCAUAUCGACAAAGGAUCCGGAUAAAGAUAACAAGAUUAUUAUCGACCAGUCAGCCAGUGUCAACCUAGUGUGCUAUUCCACUUAUCGACCCAGAUCACCUUCGUUCACCUGGGAGAAGACAGACGUGGCGGGCAAGAAGGUUAACAUAACUAGACUAACCAAAUCCUGGCCGCGGUGGGUUAAACAAAGUAUCCUGGAGAUAAGGAAUGCUAGUAAACAAGAUGAAGGAACGUACACGUGCAGUUUGGACGACAAUGGGAAACAAUUGUCUGACAUGGUGAAGAUUGUUGUUAAAGAUCCAUCAAAACCUACUAUAACGCUCAAAUCCCCAAAUAUCAUCUGCCAAGAGAACGACAUGGUUGACAUAACCAUCCAGGUUCUUGGUUCACCUCCACCUGCUGUUUUCUGGAAGAUAAACAAAGAAGUUAUCGCUAGUUGUCUGCCGUUGUACGGUUCCAUGUUGUGUGAAGCAACUUCAUCUGCGUAUAAUGUAAAGUUCAAGGGUGGCUCACACGUUCUUACGAUAAACAAAGCGGUUCACAAGCUGAACCAUAGAGAUUACGAAUGUGUGGCAAGAAAUAUGGUGGGAAAGACAAGUAAGACUGUUUCAGUCGCUGUACGUGUCAAACCAAAGCUGGCCAAGGAAUCAGACACGAUUCGACACGUAGUAGCAAAGCCUAAAGAUUACGUUAAGCUACCGUGCAAAGUCCUCCAAGGCUACCCCACCCCCACAAUCAACUGGUAUACUGCACCCUCAUCCACGUGCAAGGAACGUGAUCCGACGUGUAAGCCUGAGGACCAUCAAUGGAAAAGGAUUGGGCUGCCUGUGCCUAAGGAGUUUGUGUCUCCGCCAAUGAAUGAAACUGCCUUCUACAAGUGUGACGCUACGAAUGCUCUAGGCAAAGAUUCUGUGGUGUAUUCUGUUGUACGAAUGGACAUCCGGCCACCUAAGAUCAACAACUUCAAGAACAAACUAACAGUAAAUGGUUCGAAUCGACUCGAAGUCGCCUGUCACGUGGAAGGAACUCCAAUCCCAGACGUAUUGUGGAUAAGGAAGCGCAAAACUAUUGCUGCCUGCACAGGAGAUGCUCUGGGAAUCUCCAAAACAUGUACACCAACUGUCUCCAGUAAUGCUGAACGAUACGAGAUACGAUGGCUGGAAACUCACUCUGAGAUGAUUGUUCAGAGUGCUUCUCACAUGCAUGAUGGUGGGAUACUGAGCUGUAUAGCGAAGAGUCAGUUGGGGCAGGACAAAGCCGAUGUUCAAAUUGAAGUACAAGAAUCACCAAAAUUGGCCAAACAGGGCGAAAUCGCCUCAUACUACACUCAGUACAACGACUACAGAACCCUCGUGAUCGAUGUGGUCAGCGGUAACCCACCACCUCAAUACAAAUGGUUCAUCCAGUCAGCUGAUCACUGCCGUCAAUCAAACCAGCAGUGUAAGCCACGUCCUAGACGAUGGAUACCGAGUUACCUGGAAGCCUCUCCCCCUCCUGGGGUGGCAGGCACGAGAAGUGCUAUCUCUCUACCACCGAGCAAACGAAACUUUUUCUACAAAGUCGAGGCAUCGAAUGCAGUUGGUGCCGAUAAACAAAUAUUUUCUGUCAUCAGGACAUGGGAAGAAACAGUCCGUCCUGUCAUCUCCAAACCUAAAGGAGUCGUGUUCGAUCAAGAAGAGCAGCUAAAGCUAGUCUGCAAAGCGAGCAGAUUCGACUUUCAAGGUGUUGAUUGGGUAAGAAAAGAUGGCAAACCACUACCACGAAACAGAACAACGACUGACACUCGAGCAGAAGACCACGAUAUUCUGAUGACAAUUUUGAUUGACAGCGUUACCAUGGAUGACGCAGGGGUGUACCAGUGUUUGGGCUACACCGAAAACAGCACCAGUGCAGCUUCAGUUGACAUCACAAUAAGAGAAUUCGUAUCUCCAAAAGUGUCUCUAACAAACCAGACUGUUAUGAGCACCAUUGGACAGGUCGACUUGCAGUGUCGCGUGGUUGCUGGAUACCCCAAACCAAAGAUCACGUGGUACAGGAACGAUAUCCCUCUCAAGCUCAAACCUCUUGGGCCUGAUGGAGAUUGCGCGUCAUUUACGAAUGGGUUUUACCAUCUUGAUGAUCAAAAACCUCCUUAUUCUGAACAUCUGGUGAUCUGUGAUCCUAAACACGAGCGGAAUACUGGUUGGUAUAAGUGUAAGGCUGAGAACAAGAGAAAUCACACCCAGAUAAGGAAAUACUUGAAUGUACAUGAGGCUCCAACAGUUAUCAUAACCUCGGAUGCAUCGGUCUUGUUGAGGGAGAUUGGGGAGAGUCUCGAGGUCACGUGUAUCGCUUCAGGCAACCCAGAGCCUACGGUCUAUUGGCUCAAAAAAGCUGACGAUGAAAGAGAAUACCCUGUUGCUGCUGAGAACGUCCAAUCGGUAGAUGGUGGUAAAGUAAUAGUGAUGUCCAUGGAUGAAUCACACUAUGGUGUCUAUACGUGCCGUGCGAAUAAUACUUAUGGGAACUCUUCUGCGUCUGUGUCAGUGGAAAAUCCCAGCGUGUUAUCACAGGUUCAAAAACAAUCCAAAGACCAGCUCAUAGCUGUAAUCAUCGUCAGUAUAGCCUUGAUCCUAUUCCUUAUCGUGUUUGCUUUGAUCUUGUACCGACGGAAGCGCAUGUACGGUGGAUUUUACCUCUGUACCACUCCUCCUCUUCCUGACCUCAUCAAAAGCCUAGACCCUAGGUCUCCCCUGAUUGAGCAAGUGCACAAGCUACCGUAUGAUCCUGUCUGGGAGUACCCAAGAGAAAAUAUUGUUUUUCGUGAUGUGCUUGGUUCUGGGACGUUUGGUAAGGUCUUUCUCUGUGAGACAGAGGGCGGUUUAGUCAUGGAUGACAGGUCUUCUGUUAAUAGUAGAUACAGACUGGCGAAACGAAAAGAUUACCGAAGAGGAUCGGCUAUCUCCUUGAAAGGAAACCUCAAAAUAGCAGUCAAAACUCUCAAAGAAACUGCAUCAGAAUCAGACCACAACGACCUGUUGUCUGAGUUGAAGAUUCUCAUCCAUGUGGGAGCUCAUAAAAACAUUGUUAACUUACUGGGAGCUUGUACCAAAGGCCCUAAGCAGGACCUGUGGGUUAUCAUGGAGUACUGUCCCCAUGGUGACCUGUUACAUUACUUGAAAGAAAAGCGUGAUUUUCACGAGCCCAUCUGGGAACCCCCCACAGAUGAUCCAAAAACCCAGUUCUCUUUGACUGAGCUAGUGAGUACGGCUUAUCAGGUCGCGAGAGGAAUGGACUUCUUAACAUCAAGACGGUGUAUUCAUCGUGAUCUGGCAGCCAGGAAUGUCCUGGUAGGAGAGAACUACGUCAUGAAGGUGGCAGACUUUGGUUUGGCUAGAGAUGUGUACAAGAAUGAAGAAUACGUCAAACAAACUCCGGGUUUAGUGCCAAUAAAAUGGAUGGCCCUAGAGUCUCUCAUAGACAAAGUUUAUUCCCAAAAAAGCGACGUUUGGUCGUUUGGAGUUAUUCUUUGGGAGAUUUUUACGCUUGGCGGCAGUCCUUAUCCUGACCUUCAUCCAACUGAAGUCUAUGAGUUUCUUGUGGAGGGAAAACGCAUGGCAAAACCAGUCAACUGUCCAGACGAGAUUUAUGCCUUGAUGAACGAAUGCUGGAUGCACGAUCCGGACGACAGACCAACGUUUAAAGAAAUUGUCUUGAAACUCGACAAGAUUAUCGAGAUUAACAUACCCGCUAUGGGACGAGAGGCAUACCUCGAGCUAGAUAAUGUCGAAGAUGAGAAUCUCAACAAGGAGGAGGAUGGUUAUCUACUGCCUUCGGAUGUUGUACCGUCCAAAGCGCCUCAAAAAGAGGACGACGAAAAGCCUUACGUAGACAUCGACGAUCCUCAUGACUAUUCGGAAAUACCUGAUCAUGAUUUGUCGAAAGAAAGUAAUUCUAUGAUUAAGGGCUCGAGUGAGGGAGAGAGAAAAUCUAAAAUCAAAAUGCCGGGUGAAUAUGAAAUGGCUCUGAAGAAUCCUCGGUAUGUGAAUGUACUAAAUGAUACUGAGACGUCAAGAACAACGAUCUUGUGAUGUGGUUGAACGCUACUUACUGUACAAGAAGAACUGGCCCUUCCACCUGGGGGUUAAUUGCGAUUUCAUCGAAGGCCCGAAAGGACAUUGAAUGCUAUCGUUUGAAAAGUUUCAACGGCUUGCAAAACUAUAAAACACACGAAACAAAAUAUAUGCCAUAUUCAAACUGAAGCAACACGAAACAGUUCAUUUGUUUAUUUCAAAAAACGAAAUAUCAACACUGACAAAAUAUGAACUCAUCAUUCAUGGAAGCUCCACCGGUUCUGUCUCAGUAGUCACAAUAUGUACAAAACAAUCUAAUGAAGAUAUUCUCGAGUUAGAACCGCUAGCUAGCGCGCUGGUCUUUUAGUUAGUCAAUAUAAAUGUUUGCCCUAAAAAUUUUCUCAAAAGUGUCGUUUCCCCCCCAUUGAAAUAGCAGUCAAUAUACCAGUCGCGACUGAUUUACAGUAAAUACCAGUUGCAACUCAGCUAUUUGAUGACGAGAGGUUAAUUUUUUUAAAGAAAAAAAACCCGCUAUUUUCACGCUAUUUUCCGCUCAAAUAAACACAUUUUGUGUACAACUUUACGGGACCCAGACCACUAGCUAUAGCUCCAGAUCAAGAGAAUAUGAAGUAAGUUGCUUCGUAAUCUCUUGCUCAAGAUAUAUGGUGUCUUAGUUUCUGUCAAUCAAAUUUCCAACGGCCCGCUGAGUUCGUAUGAGCUUCGAUUGAUAAUACCCAAAAAUCCAGACGUCCUAAUUAGGUUUAAACCUAAUGUUCAAAUUGGUCCAAAGAUUGUAUCGCUUAUCGGAGCUCGACAUAAGCGAAUGCCGGAGAGGCUUUCAAGUUAUUCCAUUUUAUGCAGAUAUUUCGUUCACAUCGUGACCAUUUUCUCGCAUUUGCCUUGAAAAUAUACGUUAAAUAUCUUUUAAUUUAGCUGCAUGCGAUAAACUACACAUGUAAGAUAAAUGCAACGACUAAAAGAACAUGGUUAUAUAGUAGAUAGUUUCACAAAGAAUAUAAUAUCCAAUUAACAUGUUUAUAGGGUCGUUCAUGUGAUAAUAAACUUAUACUGAAAAACAA